Molecule: messenger RNA, 1092 nt
Organism: Podospora anserina S mat+
Lineage: Eukaryota; Fungi; Ascomycota; Sordariomycetes; Sordariales; Podosporaceae
Exons: 1
Coding region: 1-1092 (363 amino acids)
Biological process (GO): protein deneddylation
Cellular component (GO): cytoplasm; COP9 signalosome
Molecular function (GO): protein binding; metallopeptidase activity; deNEDDylase activity
Source: RefSeq, a predicted model, not a curated record
AUGACAACAGAACUCCCACUCACCGACAAGCUCACCUCCAACCACCUCGACGCCCUCUACUCGUACACGCACUUCACCUCGAACCAACCCCCCUCCCACACAGGCGACCACGCGUCCAAACCCUGGGUCCAAGACCCCCAGUACUUCAAAUCCGUCCGCAUCUCCCCCGUCGCGCUCCUCAAGAUGGUCAUGCACGCCCGCUCGGGCGGCUCGCUCGAGGUGAUGGGCAUGAUGCAAGGCUUCAUCGACCGGUCGACCUUUGUCGUCACGGACGCGUUCCGCCUGCCGGUCGAGGGGACAGAGACAAGAGUGAAUGCGCAGGGGGAGGCAGACGAGUAUCUGGUUCAGUAUCUGAGCGGGUGCAGGGAGGAGAGCAGGCAGGAGAAUGUGGUUGGGUGGUAUCACUCGCACCCGGGGUACGGGUGCUGGCUGAGCGGGAUUGACGUUGAGACGCAGAAGCUGCAGCAGCUGCAGGGACCGAUGGUGGCGAUUGUGGUUGAUCCUGACCGGACGGUGGCGGGGGGGAAGGUGGAUAUUGGGGCUUUUAGGACUUUUCCGGAGAAUUAUACUGGAGGGUCUGGGUCGGGAGGGUCAGGGGGAGGAGGGGAUAAGAGUGUGCCGUUGGGGAAGAUGGAGGAUUUUGGAGCGCAUGCGAGUAAAUAUUAUGCUUUGGAGGUGGAGCAUUUCAAGAGCACGUUGGAUAAUAAGCUGUUGGAUGCGCUGUGGAAUAAGUAUUGGGUUGGGACGCUGGCGGGGAAUCCGUUGUUGACGAAUAGGGAUUUUGCGAGUAGUCAGAUGAGGGAUUUGGGGGGGAAGGUGAGGGAGGUUGUUGGGGGUUCUGGGGGGAGGCAGGGUGGUGGGAGGUUGGCGGGGACGGGGGUUCCGUUGGGUGGUGGUGCUGGUGGUGGUGGUGGUGGUGGGGGAAGCUCGUCGAAGGCACGGGGGCAGGAUCUGGACAAGAUUAUUCGGGAUGUUGGGCAGGUUGCCGUUAAGGAGAGGGCCGGGCUGAUGGCGGCGGAGGUGAAGGAGAGUAUUUUUGGGGGGUUGAGGGAGAGGGCGAAGAUGGAGGGUUGUGGGUGUAAGCAUGAGUAG